AUGGAUUCUCUUCAAACUCGUAACAAUGCCCUUAAGGUCAACCCGCCAGGUGGCCAAUCCCACCUUUCUGUAGAUGGCUCCAACUGGCUCUUUGCUGUGAUGGCUUGCUUCACAGUGUCUUUUCUUGCAUACUAUGGGCUUAGCUUCAAGCCGCGCAACGGGGAAAAGGUGUUCCACUACCUCUUCACCAUCGCCCUGCUUGUUGGCUCCAUCUCCUAUUUCGCCAUGGCCUCGGGGCUUGCGUACUCGGUCAUCCCAACAGAACGUUACAUUCUAGAUGCUGCGACUUACCAGAUAUUCUUCGCCAAAUAUAUCCUAUGGGUCGUCGCUUUCCCAGCAAUCAUUAUCGCCCUCGGGCUUGUCAGCGGCGUAAGCUGGGCGACCAUCUUCUUCAACGUCUGUGUGUCUUGGGCCUGGUGCGUCAAAACUAAGAGUGAUAUCCCGUGUCAAAUCUUUACUGACUGCGUUGAUAGGAUCAUCGCAUAUCUCUGCUCUGCCUACACUGCCACCCGCUACAAAUGGGGAUUUUAUGGCUUCGGAACCGCUGCCUAUGUUAUUCUCGCUAUCCAAACCUUGUGGGCAAGCCGCUCCUCGGCCAAUCGCCUCGGCAUGGGCCGCGAUCACACCAUGAUAGCUGGAUACGUCAACCUCUUUUGGUUUCUAUAUCCCAUCGCCUUCGCCGUCUCAGACGGAGGCAACGUCAUAGGCGUGACCCAGAGCUUCAUCUUCUUCGGUAUCAUCGAUCUCCUCCUCGUGUGUGGUACGGCAUUCAUCUUUCUCUUUCUCGCACGGAAAUGGGACUACGGACGUAUGAAUCUACAUUUUACCCAGUACGGUCGUGUCAACCGCACGUACCCUGAGAAGCAUGCUGGGCCCGUCGCCGCUACAGCUACUCCUGCUACCCGUGGUUAG
Clonostachys solani is the source of this 912-nucleotide messenger RNA. Lineage: Eukaryota; Fungi; Ascomycota; Sordariomycetes; Hypocreales; Bionectriaceae. The record is from the annotation of a GenBank genome assembly.